UUCGAAACCGCCACACCUGCAGUUCGGUCACAAGCAGUGCCAUACAAGGGUUCCAAGCGCGUCGAAGCCGACACUGUCACCGAGCUCUUCCUCAUCCAGGCUAAGAAGAAGCCACGUCUCGACAUCCAGGACCAGAUCGAACGUGCCAGCGUUCUCGCUACACAGCUGCGUGAUAGCGUCAAGGAUGACGCAGAGAUCACGACCUCUGCUACCAAACAGAGUGCUACCGAGGAGCUUGUGCAGAUCUUCGAGAGCAUGCAGGAGAAAACUGUGAGCGCCUCAAAGUCUCUCGAUGAUCUCAUCACAACCCAGAUCAACCUCGAAGUCAAGCUAAAGAUGAAAGCCCUACUGGACAUAACAAAUGCUGUUAGCUUCGGACCAUCGAAACCAAAGCCUCUGAGAACCGAAAUCCAGGAGUAUCUCGCCCCUCAUGACCCCAGGUCCGAGGAACGCAUCGUUAGACUGGCUCAUGAGAAGAUGGCAGGAGUCACAUCUGGAGAUUACACUGCCAAAAUCACAGAAGCGGUCAUGUCGGCCAUCGUCGAGGAGUUCCAGAAGGGCAUUGAGAAGCAACUGCGUAGUUUAUUGGAGUGA
This is a messenger RNA of Aureobasidium uvarum, 594 nucleotides long. Lineage: Eukaryota; Fungi; Ascomycota; Dothideomycetes; Dothideales; Saccotheciaceae. The record is from the annotation of a GenBank genome assembly.